UAUAUAUAUUUGUUUCUUGUGCAAAAAAGGAAAAAAUAAAAGAGAGGAGAAUUCUAUUGUGUUGGAUGAUUUCUGUUGGGAGUAGAGAUGAAAGGAAGAAAAUGAUGAUGUAUGGUUUUGAAGGUGAAAAAAUGGAGUUUGAAGAGGAAGAAGCUUAUUUCCAGCAUAAUAAUAAUUAUAAUGAUGAUGAUUCAAGUAUUGAUCCUGAUUUAUCUCUAUCUUAUAUUGACGAGAAACUUCAAGAUGUUUUGGGACAUUGUCAAAAGGAUUUUGAAGGUGGUGUCUCAGCUGAAAAUUUGGGGGCGAAGUUUGGGGGAUAUGGUUCAUUUUUGCCCACUUAUCAGCGUUCUCCUGUUUGCUCUCAUCCGAAGACCCCGGCAAAAGUUCUUACUUAUAGUGCACCUGUAUCUCCAAAUAAUGCACAUAAAGAGGUUGGUCAUCAGAACUCUGUUUCUCAAUCAAGUGCAUCAAAACCAGUGAGAAAUGGAUCAACCUCAUUUCGUCCCAGAUCAGGGUCAGCACUGAGAUCGUCAAAGUCGAAUGCCAAAUUGAAAAAAGAAGUUUUAUCAUCUUCUGGGGAAAGGUCCAAAUCUGUGAGAAACUUCACCAAUGAUUCUGACCCAAAGUCUCUCAGGGUUCGUAUCAAAGUUGGUUCAGAUAAGUUGUCGACCCAGAGAAAUGCUGAAAUAUACAGUGGACUCGGGCUUGAUGUUUCCCCAUCAUCUUCAUUGGAAGUCAGUCCAGUAGAUAGUGACGGGUUUUUACACGUGGCUCAAGUUGGUCCUAAUGAAUCUCCUACUAGUAUUCUUGAGAUGAUGACUUCAUUUCCGGUUUCGGGAAGUCUUCUCUUAUCUCCUCUUCCGUAUGAUGUGUUGCACUUGACUGAAAAGAAGUUGGAGGAUGACAGCUGUGGACCCGUUCAUAAGGGGAGCCAAGAAAGUACUGUGACAGCACUUCAUGGGUCUGAUCUUGUCAAGGUUGAUCGAAAUGUUCUUGGAGAGAAGUCAAAGUCAUCUGAGAAAAAUUCUGUUUCUAUGGAAUCAACUAAUGGUAACGAUAUUCGUAACGCCACUGGGGUUACAGAAAAGAAGGGAUCAAGCGUGGACCAUUUGACUCCUAAAAAUAAGACGCCAUCUUCUGGUCUCAAAAGGAAAUCAGAGGAUGGUUCCAAGAGCGAUUCUUUUACAUCUAAAAAUAAAGAUAAAUCUCAUGGGCUAAAAAGUUAUAAGGAAGAUCUAAAGAAAGAUAGUGGGAAGGCCAGAGAGACUUAUAAAGAUUUCUUCGGGGAACUUGAUAUAGAACAUGAUCAUGAUGAAUUGACAUUGGAGAAACCUUCCGAGUUCAUUUACGUAAAAGGCACAGGGGAUAAUAGUAAGUUAUUGAGAGAGAACUUGAAUCGAAAUGAAAGUAAAAAAAUAUCUUCAUUUACGAUGGGCAAUGGGCUAGAAUCUGAUGCAGUUGCCCCUAUGGUGGUUCCGGUAGUCAAUGAAGAUUGGGUUGGUUGUGAUAAAUGUAAUAAAUGGAGGCUUCUCCCACCUGGUGUAAAUCCUGGUAGCCUUCCUGAGAAGUGGAAAUGUAGCAUGCUUGAUUGGUUGCCUGGAAUGAAUCGGUGCGGUAUCAGUGAGGAGGAAACAACAAAAGCUACAACCUCCCGUUUUCCUGGUCCGGCUGUUCAAGGUCCUCAACCUGUUCAUCCCAGUGGACCCCGCUUAGGAGUGAUUCCACUUGAUGCUUUAGGUCCAGAUGGGACCCACCAAAAUUUUGGUUCAGAAUAUUUAUCUUCUGGUGUUAAAAAAAAACAUGGAUUAAAAGAUUUUCCUAUUGAAGCUAAGCAGGACAGACCCUCUCUCUCUUCUAACUCUUCAAAGAAGAAACUUAACACCUCAUGUAAAACCAGAAGUUUGAACGCCGCCAGUCACUCUCCUCUUGUUAAUGAAACAGAAUUUUUAGAUUCAGGUCAUUCCCAUGAUGUGAUUACAGAGGAGGACAGGCUAAAGCAAACGGAGAUCAAUAAAUUAAGGGAAAGUUUUGCAGUUGAAGGUGACAUCAUUUGUCAUUCCAAUAUUGGCAACAAAAGAGAGAGGACUCGAGAUUUUCCGAAAGAUUUCAAAAAAGCCAAGAGAGAUGGUGAUGAAUCAUUCCACAUGGGAAAAUUUGAUGAAAGAGACGUUGCAAGGAAAAGGAAAAAAGUGAAUGAACUUGAUGGCGCCGGGAACUAUAAUAAAGAAACAAGUGAAACUAACCACAGGAAGGAAAAGAGAGCAAGAGUGUUAAAGUCUUCUGAAGGAGUCUCUGCCAGCAAAACUAAAAGCAUUGAAGAUUUGCCAAAAGAUACUUCAAGACGAGAUACGGUCUUGGCUGCCACUUCAAGCUCUUCAAAAGUUUCGGGUUCUGUUAAAAUGAACACCAAUAAACAGGAAGCAAAAGGGUCACCGGUGGAAUCAGUUUCCUCUUCUCCUAUGAGGAUCUCGAACCUCACUAAAUUUCCAUCACCAAGAAGGAAUAGUAGAGACAUUGGCCCUUUGACCAAAAAUGUAAAUGGCCGGGCUUACGAAGAAAAAUCCAGAGGAGGGAAAAAUAAAUCUCUAGGUAAAUUUGCAAAAGGAAGUUCUUCUAAGGAGUCACCAUUGACCAAAAAUGUCAAUGCGAGAUCUAGUCAAGAUUCCAAGAAACCUUCAAAGAAGGAUGUUUAUAUUAAAGGAAAGUCGAGCUCCUUGCCACCAAAGGGUUUCAGUGAAACUGAACGGAAAGAGCAUGCAGGGAAUACUUUAUCAUUGAAGGGUUUAAAAGAGAAUAAGAAACAGCAGAGCCUGAACGGAAAUCAGCCCAUUAAUGUAAAGAAUCCCUCACCCAACAGGAAUAAGGGCAGGAAUCUUGAUCCCACUGCUGUCCUUGUUAGGGAACUAUCCAAUCAAGCUACUACAGAUACCCUAAGAGAGGCGAAAAGUCUCAAGCACAUGGCCGAUCGCUUAAAGAAUGGUGGAUCAGAUCUUGAAAGCAGGGCCCUUUAUAUCGAAGCCACCCUUAAGUUUCUCCAUGGAGCCUCUUUGUUUGAAUCAAUUGGGAAAUCCGGUGAGAUGAUUCAAUCAGUAUCCAUAUACAAGAGCACUGCAAAACUAUGCGAGUUUUGCGCUCAUGAAUAUGAGAGAACCAAGGAGAUGACCACUGCAGCUUUGGCAUACAAGUGUAUGGAGGCUGCUUACAUGAAGGUUAUAUAUCAUGCACAUGCCACCACUUGCAAAGACGUGAACGAGUUAAAAACAUCUCUUCAGAUCGCUCCUAAGGGGGAAUCUCCUCCAUCUGCUUCUGCUUCCGAUCUUGAUAAUUUGAACAACCCUGCAACAAUUGACAAGGCUUCUGCAUUAGCCAAGGUUGUUAAUACUCCAGUUCCUAGAAAAGAUACCAUUGCUGCUGAAAACAAACCCAACUUUACGAGGAUUCUUAGCAUUGUAGAUAAUGUCAAUCUGGCAAUGGAAGCCUCAAGGAAAUCACAAACUUGUUUUGCAGCCUCCAGUUCAAAAGACGAAGCUGUUUUAUCUGCGGUUAAAAAGGUUCUUGAUUUCGGCUUCCAUGAUAUGGAGGAAUUGUUGCAGCUGAUUCGAGUUGCAUUGGAAGUAAUUAAUAGUAGGUGAUUCGAGUAAUAUAUAAAAGGAUCCCCGACACUAAAAAACAAAGAUCAAGUGUAAUCAUCUGAAAGCUGCGUGAUCACCUCCCCCUAUGACUAGUGUGGGACUGGUGCGACGUGUCCCCCAGAGGGUGGGUUACCUUUUAUCAACUUUAUGAUCCACAUAAAGGCAACAAGCUUCAGGCUGUAUAAUAAUAAUUUUUUUUCAGUUGCUUAGGCGACAAUAAGGAGUUCAAUGAUUUCAGUUAACAUUGCUGCAUAUAAUCAAAUUGUUGAGAUAAAUUCUAUACUGGCUGGAAAAAUCAUGAAGUUAGAUACUUGAUGUUUCAGUGAUGAAGGUUAUAAAGAUGGAAAAGUCCUGGUGGUGUAUAUACCCGACGAGCUGCUUUGUUACCUGUGCUGCUGUGCAUAUAUUAUCAUUUUUGGUUUGUGUUCACUUCUUUAGGUGGCUGAUAAAGAGUUCAAUAUUUGUAACUAGGUUUUCUCAUAGAUGUCGAGGAUUUUUUAAUUUCUGAUGUCUCAUUGAGUCGUUCAUGUUAUCAUCUUAGUAUCAAACAAUGGCUAUAUAUUGUGUAUGUAUUUCGAUUCAAUCGAUAUCAUUGUGUAAAGUCCAGUAAGUUCAUUCUCUAGUAAAAGUCAACAUAGUUUUUUUGAAACAAA
Molecule: messenger RNA, 4285 nt
Organism: Erigeron canadensis
Lineage: Eukaryota; Viridiplantae; Streptophyta; Magnoliopsida; Asterales; Asteraceae
Product: cysteine-tryptophan domain-containing zinc finger protein 5-like
Exons: 14
Coding region: 66-3632 (1188 amino acids)
Molecular function (GO): zinc ion binding
Source: RefSeq, a predicted model, not a curated record